Molecule: messenger RNA, 1179 nt
Organism: Melanaphis sacchari
Lineage: Eukaryota; Metazoa; Arthropoda; Insecta; Hemiptera; Aphididae
Product: gustatory receptor for sugar taste 43a-like
Exons: 4
Coding region: 1-1179 (392 amino acids)
Biological process (GO): sensory perception of taste
Cellular component (GO): membrane; neuronal cell body; axon
Source: RefSeq, a predicted model, not a curated record
AUGUUUCAUUUAAUGCAUAAAUGGCCUAUUUUGUUUUGGAACAUUUUUAGUGUAAUUUCUAUCGAUUUAAGUUACAAUAAAUGGCAAAUCGUUUUUUCUACGUUAUUAAUAAUAACAUCUGUUUAUAAUUUCUAUAAUACACCUAAUGUUGUAUGUGCAAUGGAAGGGAAAUGCGAUGGUUCUUUAUCUACUGUAAUAAAGGGACUGUUUAUAAGGGUGGUAGCAAGUACUUGUGUGAUAUCAAGACUAGUUAUAUUUCUUAAAGGUAAUAAUAUGUUGAUACAGUAUAAGAAAAAUAUAGAAAAGUUUCAUUUGUUCAAACCAAUGACUAAAUUUGAAACGGAAGUAUUGAAAAAAGUGUCAUUUCGAAUUGUAAUAUUAUGUUUAUUUUUCACUGUACCUGUAAAUUCUUAUAGACUGUGGAAGAUGUUUAUGAUGUUAUACAGAUUAGAUUUUACUAUAUUUGUUUUUGUUUUUAUGUAUAUUCAAAACAUGAGUAUGUAUUGCGUAGAAACUCAUUUUACCUUCUUGUGUUUUAUUCUCUAUCAAAAAUUUGUCGGGAUCAACAAAGACUUAAUGGCUCUUAAAAUCGAUACUAUCGUACGAAACAAAUAUCCAUUCCUGAUGCGGGUAAGAGAAAAGUAUGGAAAAAACUUAAAUACCGUUGAUUACAACAGAGAUGUUCUACAAACGCUAACCGCCGGUCAUUCGAUGGCAAAUUUUGUUGAGCAAUUAAAAAUUAAACACAGAGUAGCUCGCGAAGCAGUGAAAAACUUAAACGAUUUGUUUGGUGUUCAAUUGGGAUUGUCAAUGUGUUCAUUAUGUUUGUUCUCUAUGUUUGAUUUGUAUUAUCAUAUCCGAGGGAUAAUGAAUCCAACUAAGUCUAAUAUACUGAUAUAUGGUUGGAUUUUACAAUACUCCGUUCGAUUUGGAUCUGUUACAAUUUUAGCACACCUAACAUCGAAACAGGCACUAAAAUCUAAGGUACUCUUAACGGAUAUAAGUAAUCGUUAUUUAGACAAGAAUACAAAAGAAGAGAUACAAUUGUUCCUUAAUCAAAUAUGCAGUUGUGCGAUUGAAUUUACUGCUUGCGAUUUCUUCACUUUAAAUACUCAUCUAAUAACAUCUGCAAUUGCUGCUGCUACGACAUAUCUCGUAAUAUUAUUACAAUUCAAUUAG